CGUCGUCAUGGUCGUCGUCGCCGUUGCCAUCGUCGUCGUUGUUGUGGUGGAUGGUGUUGGUGGUGGUGUUGGUGGUGGUGGUGUUGGUGGUGGUGUUGGUGGUGGUGUUGGUGGUGGUGGUGGUGGUGGUAGUGGUGGUGGUGUUGGUGGUGUUGGUGUUGGCGUUGGCGUUGGCGUUGGCGUUGGCGUUGUUGGUGUUGGUGUUGGUGUUGGUGUUGGUGUUGGUGGUGUAAAGGUCACGUGGACGCGGCAGGAGGAUCACCGCCAGUGGGCUGAGUACCUUGAGCUGCUUAUCAUCCAGGCGUGGAGAACGGGAGUGGAGGGCGAUCUGCUUGGAUUCCUCUUCGGAUCGGUGCGGGCCGAUCAUCGCCAACCAAUCGUGCAGGAGCUAACGGUCCCCCUUGCGCAGCUGGCCGACGAUCUCCCACUUGAGAUCGUCUCUCAAAGCGACAACAGCCCAGUCCCGCACGUCCUCCCACGCACAUUGACGCCAUACCUUCAAUGGUCGGCGUGUUUGGAGGCGCCCGGAAGCAGCCGCAACCCACCGUCGCAGCGCGGUUAUCUGGACCCGCACGAGAUAGUCGAUCUCGCCUUCUUUCAAGAUCGGACGACCUUCGGGAACGAAGAGGUAGAGAUUGAAGCGGAAGAGGAAAGCUCGGAAGAAGAAGAAGAAGCUGAAGAAGAGGCCGACGAGGAAGAAACUCCCGAAGAGGGGAGUUACAGUGAGCACAGCGAAGGGGAGCAAAGUGAGGAGGAGGAGGAAGAAGAACAAGACGACGAGGAGGAAGAAGAAGAAGACCAGGAGGAGCUAGAAGAAUCCGAGUGGGAGGGAUUUGAGGAGGAAGUGCGUGACGAGGCUCGGGCGCAGGCCCAGGCGCAGAAGAGGGAAGAGAUCGCGGUCGGGAAGCGACAGUUGGAAUUCGCCAGCGCCGCCGGACAGCCUCUCAACGACGAUCCGGACCGGGAUCCAGAGCCACCUAAGCCCGAGGAUAGGGACCCAGCUGCCGGGACUUCGGCCGCACCGGCAAGACGGCGACGAAGCCGAUCCCCCUCCCCCUCCGCCACCGACCGUCCACCAACUCGUCCACCUGUUGCUGCUGUUGGUGUGAUUGGUGUUGUUGGUGUUGUUUGUGUUGUGGGUGUUGUGGGUGUUAUGGGUGUUGUUGAUGUUGUUUAUAUUGUUGCUGCUGUUGUUGUUGUUGUGGUGGUGGACCUGGUGGUUGUUGCUGCUGUGCUUGUUGAGGUAGCAGCUGUUGUUGCUGUUGUAGUUGUAGUGGUAGUGGUAGUGGUUGAUGAGGCGGUGGUGCUGGUGGUGGUCGUUGUCAUAGUGGUGGUGGUUGAUGUGGCUGUCAUGGUGGUGGGGGUCGUUGUGGUUGUCGUGGUGGUGGUUGUGACGGUGGGACUCGAAGGUGGGGCUAUGGACAAGAAUAUCAUCGAGGUAAACGACGACUCAGACUUCGAGAAGGUCGUGGAAGAUGUGGUUCAUGGUGGAUUGGAAUGUGGCGGGGGCGUUGUGCGUUCUCCCCUUUCCAUCUGCAUGAGGUCGAUGGUAGAGAGUUUGUCGAGGGAGAGCGAUGUGGUGUCUAGUGGAUCGGAGAGGGUGUCGAGGUCGGGGGUGGAGAACUCGUCCGAGGAGGUGGCGGAUGAGGUGUCCUCGGAGGCGAUGUUGUGGAAGAAGCGAGGGCGGGGAGGGGCCGAUAUGGUGGAAACGGAUGUUUUGAUGUCGUCGAUGGAUGACUGGAGGGAUGCCAUCAUGCGAAGAAGUGCCGCGAAGUCGGGGGCGGCGGCGGGUGGUGGUGUUUGCUCGCCUGCAAGGUUGCGGGCGAUGCUGUCAACGGAGUCGGUGCGGAUGUCGGACAUGUCAAUGUUGGAUGAUUGGGCCAUGGUGGGGGAAGAAGCGGUGGUAGCGGCAGAUGAGGUGGAGGCGGCAGCAACAGUGGCGGCUGCACGUUGGGAUCGUACUGUCCAUGCUUUGCCUGAUUCCCAUCCAACGGUCCUGAGCAAGGAGGAGAGUGAAGGGGGAGCUUACCUUGCUAUGGUGAUCUGCAUCUUCAUCUACUUGGUUGGCGCUGCACUUGGAAGGCCCCGAGUGGCCGCCCGAAGAGUUCUGGCAAACGAUGGAAACUCUGGGCUGGUUGGACUACCAGGGUCCGACACUGAUAUCUACACUGAAAAGGUCAUCGGGGAAGGUUCUUCUGAGGAUCUGCAGAACAAUUCAGAUGUGGGAGACGUCUUUUGGGAGGAUGAAUCAGACAUCGGUGAAUCCACACUGAUGAGAGGGGAUGGCCAGGAUGACAGCGAUGCUGCCAGCGACCACCUGGCAGAUGAGGCUCUUGAAGAGAAGCUUAAAGCUACGGCGUCCGCUCCCGUCAACCAAGAAUGGUGGAAGCCGUUGAUCAGGGAGGGUGCAGUCGAUCUGACGGACGGUAUUCAGUCGUCGGCGGCGGCAAAUGUGUCGAAAAUGGUAUCUGCAUCCAAAACAGUCGAAGCAAUCUGGGUGACGGCAGCAGCAAGGAACACCACAUCUGCGCAAGCCUGCGCAGAUGCGAUGUCGUCUCUGUGGAAUACGACCUGGAUUUGCCAGGAGGGCGAUCAUCGGACAGAAUGCAGGAAUGAGAUGAACAAAGUAAUGGCAGAAACGAUGCUUGUUUGCGAUCAGAAUUUUAUGUUGGCCUCUCAAAUCCAAGAGCUGUUGAUGCAGAAUCUCAACCUUACAAAUCAGUUGCAGAUGAUGUCAUUCCUUAAUCAACAACUUGUGGAGCAGCUGAAGCAGCUUGCCAACGAAAAAAUUGGAAGACACGGUGUAAGUCCUUCAGACGUUAUCGGGAUCAGUGGAGGGAAUGACGACAUUGCUGCGGAAUUGAUGGGAGACGGUGGUAAAGUGAUAUUGAACAUCUCCAAACCGAUCCAGAGUUUAUCUAAACCUGAAUCAGCAGCCAAUGCUACUGAGAUGCCGCUAGAAGGGACCACAUCAGAGUCCCAGACAGUAGGAGUAGCAUCGGAACCUCAGACCCACAAAAAUGCAUCAGAGACCAAGACGGCAGAUUCAGAUGGAAACGUUGGGGAAGGAUCUCGCCAGAGUUCACCAGAGGAUUUGAUGAAUGCCUCCGGAAACGCUGUGGUGAAAGACGAGAGAAAACGUGGCCCAGGUAUUGCUGUGGUACUCUUAAGCACUGGUAUGCUGCUUCUCAUGGUCCUGCUUAUUGCUGCAGUUGUGUUGCUGAGGCGGCUCAGGGAUCGGCGAUACGACUCACUACCGCGGCGACCAGCCUUGCUGGGCAAUUACACUCCACAAAUCUCACCGCGAAACAACCUCUGAGUGUGCGGAGUCUGGGCCUCUCUGAUGGACAAGCUAUAAUUUUUCUGACUUGCCGUCUCUCUUUUGUGGGUACUAGGUAGCCCCUGACAUUAUUGAAUCCAUCAGGAUUUGAACUCCGAUCUGCUUAUCGACAGUUAGAUGUGUGUACCAUCCCGCCACAAGGGAGGCACACACGUCAGGUGCGGUCUUGGUCUAUCGCUACUGCCUGUUACUGAGUCGGCUCCGAGAUAGAGGCAUGAUUUGCUAGCUUCAGUGCACCCGGUCCAAAUGUGCGCCGGUGCAACAAACCUGGUCCUAAUGC
Molecule: messenger RNA, 3620 nt
Organism: Chara braunii
Lineage: Eukaryota; Viridiplantae; Streptophyta; Charophyceae; Charales; Characeae
Source: the annotation of a GenBank genome assembly